This is a messenger RNA of Penicillium verhagenii, 1518 nucleotides long. RefSeq names its product putative MFS transporter. The record is from RefSeq and is a predicted model, not a curated record. Bases 1 to 1518 code for a protein of 505 amino acids. Gene Ontology annotation, biological process: dipeptide transport; tripeptide transport; transmembrane transport. Gene Ontology annotation, molecular function: dipeptide transmembrane transporter activity; allantoate transmembrane transporter activity. NCBI's taxonomy places the organism in Eukaryota, Fungi, Ascomycota, Eurotiomycetes, Eurotiales, Aspergillaceae. The transcript is spliced from 8 exons. Gene Ontology annotation, cellular component: plasma membrane.
AUGUCGGAUUCCGACACCAAGGUUGAGGCCACUACUGCCUCGGCAGUUUCCCCUAUAGCGUCUUCCGAUGUGGACGAAAACUAUGAAUUCUUCAUUCAGCACAGGGGUUUGGAAUACACCCCGGAAGAAGAAAAGAAAGUUUUACGAAAAAUUGACUUGCACUUGAUUCCGAUGUUAUUCUUCAUCUAUCUAUUACAGUAUCUGGACAAAAAUAGCAUCAACUUUGCUUCAGUGUACGGUCUCAAGACAGGAACUAAACUUACAGGCUCGGAUUAUUCAUGGCUCAGCUCAAUAUUCUACUUCGGCUACCUGAUCGCGCAAUACCCAGCCGGACUGGCGAUGCAAAAGCUACCGGUCGGAAAAUUCUUAGCAAGCACAACAGUCGUAUGGGGAGGUCUCCUUAUGACAACGCCAGCAUGCCACAACUUCGCUGGGAUCGCGUCCAACAGAUUCCUCCUCGGCAUGGUAGAAGCAGUCGUCAAUCCGGGCUUUGUGCUCUUGAUGAGUAUGUGGUAUAAGUCGCGAGAGCAGCCUCUUCGCUUGGAAGCGUACUACUGUACCAAUGGAAUUGCAACCAUGUUCGGCGGACUUCUCGGUUACGCCAUUGGACAUAUCACCACCGGGCUACCGAAGUGGAUGUAUGUUUUCCUAAUCUUCGGUGCCAUUUCCCUCGUUAUCGGCAUCCUUGCAUUUUGGCUCCUUCCCGAUCUCCCCUCAACAGCCAGAUUCCUGAAUGAGCGCGAGCGGGCCAUCGCCCUCGAUCGCAUCGCGGGAAAUAGGCAGGGUGUGAAGAACCACCAGUUCAAGUGGGAUCAGGUGUGGCAGGCGGCGCGUGAUCCCAAGACUUGGCUUCUGUUCAUUAUGGCCAUUGGUGCACAGGUGCCCAAUUCGGCAUUGACCAGUUUCACAUCCAUCAUCGUUGAGUCCUUCGGCUUCGACACACUCGGAACCCAGUACCUCCAAAUUCCCGGCGGUGCGGUUAACUUCCUCACGCUUAUUAUCGGUGGCUGGAUUGCGACAAAAUACCAUGGAAAGUUCCAUUCCCGCAGUAUGUGCAUGAUUGUUGCGAAUCUUACAUGCAUUCUUGGAUCCGGACUCCUGGUCGGUCUACCGAGCUCCAAUAAAUGGGGCAGAUUGGUUGCUUUGUGGCUGUGCUAUUUCCAGGGACUGGGAUUCAGCAUGGGCUUGACUAUUAUCAGUUCGAAUAUUGCGGGAUACACCAAGAAACAAGUUACCGGUGCUUUGCUGUUCACUGGUUACUGUGUUGGAAAUAUUAUUGGGCCUCAGACUUUCAUUGCGAGCGAGGCUCCGGGAUAUCACAGUGCUUAUAUUGCGAUGCUUGCUGGAUAUUCGGUCAAGUUGGUUUCCAUUGUUGCGCUGUACUUGUACAUGUACUUGGAGAAUAAGCGACGGGAUCGCUUAGCAGCUGAGAAUGGGGGCUCAGAAGAUGAUGGCAUCGAGGCAGGAAUGAUGGACCGAACGGAAAUCGACAACAAAAACUUUCGCUAUGUGCUAUAA